AUGACAACGUUUCCAAAUGGUUGCGGAAAUGGCACCACCAUUACUUGUAUAGUUAUGGAGAAUAAAGAGCCCCAAAACAAAACUACCUGUGUCAGUCAUAAUGGGGGGUACAGCACCAGCAACAAUCAUGAGGAGGAAAUUCAAGAGGAUAAACUCAGUCCUUCCAAAAUCAUGCGCUUUUUCACCACCCCUCGGAAAAGGGCGAACUCCAGCUCUGACAGGCCUCGUUCUCUGGUUUUGAUGGGCAACACAGCCACAUGGAAUGCUUUGUCUUCCAUCAGAAAAAUGGGAUCUUUCAAGAAGUUGAAAUCUUCAGUUCUCCAAGGAAUUCAAACAAGGGAAUGCUCAGACAUCUUAAAUGAGAAUGGCAUAGGCAAACAAGGUUCAAACGGGGCGGUGGUGCAAGUUCAGACUAACAGGUAUUCCUAUUCGGGGCCUCUGCAGGAUUUCCAGAACGAGGUGGAUGGUUUAGGUUCUGACUGCUCUGAUGCAGAGGAGAGCGAUGAGUCUUUUCUGAGGAACACUCACCGCUCACGCAGCAUCCGGCGGGCUUAUGGUGCUGGCCGCAUAAACUUGCUAGACACGGAUAAAGUUCCGAGUCAUCACAACUGUACAAGGCCAACAUCGCCUGUUAUCGCAGAGCCAAAGAUCUGUGAAAUCUUGGUGAAAGACUCUGAAAACAACAGGGUCAUUUAUCGGAGAAGCAAAAGUUCGGAUAAUUUGAACUUUCUGAAAAAAAGCUCAUUCAAACGGAAGUCCACCUCAAACCUUACCGACCUCAAGGUAGCAAAUGAGAAACAGAUGCCAAGCAGGACUGUGAGUGAUACUUCUGCUGACUCGGACAAAACCUGUGGGAAUCCUGAGAGGAGAUCCAAGCGGUGGAAGAGCCCUAUCAGGGCAAAGGAUUUUGACCGAGUUUUGAAACUGGUCAGUAACGUUUCAGAUGUUGCAUGGAAGAAGGAUGGCCCUAAGAGCACAGCUCCUUCUCCCACUGAGCAGUCCCAGAGAACAAGGUCAAACAGCAGACUGCACGAUGACUACUCCCGCAGGGUUUCCAGCAGCACAGAUCAUGACAGAAAGAGAUGCACCUCCCCGGUAUCUAGUCCAGACACUUCCUUGCCAGGAACACCUUGUCUACAAAGCCCUGCAGUUGCUCAGGAAAAAAAGGUUGAAAUGAAUGUAGCUGUUUCUGAAGACAAAAGCCUCGGUACGUCAUCAGGUGUCCCAGACUCUGACAGCGUAUCACCCACACUGAAUGACAUUAGUCCAUUUCCCAGUGAAGUGUUCUAUUCAGACUCGGAUGAACCAAAAGCUACCCAGCAGUUUACAUACAAAGCUGAAAACACUCAUGUUCCGGUCAGGCCGACCACUCCAAAGCCUCAAAGUCCUACUGUAGAGAAGGUCAAGUGCAAUAUGAAUUUACAAUGCCCAGACCAUCACAGCACAUUGUCACUGAGCUCAUCGGAGAGUGAGGAGAGAGUCGAGGUACCUGGGCUGAAGCUGGGCAGGAAUCCUGUUUGCUUCCAGGACUCGGUGCAAACCGUAUACUAUGAUGAUGGAAAUGAAGACAGUGGCAUAAGCAGCCACUCUCAGCUGAGUCUCAAUUUAACUUCUGGUGCUGAAGAGAAAAAAGAAGAG
Messenger RNA from Nestor notabilis (Kea), 1638 nucleotides. RefSeq lists its product as uncharacterized. Gene Ontology annotation, cellular component: cytoplasm. Gene Ontology annotation, molecular function: guanyl-nucleotide exchange factor activity. The annotation marks the transcript as partial. Gene Ontology annotation, biological process: filopodium assembly; lamellipodium assembly. The transcript has a single exon. Lineage: Eukaryota; Metazoa; Chordata; Aves; Psittaciformes; Psittacidae. The record is from RefSeq and is a predicted model, not a curated record.